AUGACUGCUGCUGCUGCUGCUCCUCCUGCUCCAGCCCCUCAAACCACGAGAAUGAAACUCGAAGUCGAAACGAGACAGCUGCAACGGUCCUGGAGAGAGUUCCACGAGUCUCUGCGCUACCAGGACCACCACCAGCAGCAGCGACCUCCCCAGCCAGACGAUCUCGUCCGCGAGAUCGCAGAGGAAAUCCAGUACUGGUCCUCGCACCGGCAGCGAGUGCUGUUCCGGAAAGCAAUCAAAUGGGCCCAGAAAUGUCUCGAUACCAUGGACGCCCACGCAGUGUUGAUGCAGACUCUGCCGGACUCCAAGUAUUGUGACCUCUUCUUUGGCGUUGUAUACUCUAUCGUCAAAGCCGUCAAAGAACAGUACCGAGUGGCGGAAGCUUUUCUCAAGUUUCUGGCACGAAUCAACCACGCCGUGGCAUCCGCAGUGAGCAUGGAAUGUUCGACCGAGCUGGCUGCUGCCUUGUACGGCCAAAUCUUCCUCUUUCUAGGCGAGUUUCUGCGCGACUAUGUCGCCAAAGCCCGAUGCCGUCUGCUAUAUAGCCACAACGAGGACUUCAAGUCCAAUUUCAAGAAUCUCGUGGCGAGCGUCGAGAAUCUAGCACUCAUGCGCCUCGAGUCUGCGUGUGUUGACAGCUCAUGUGCUAAUAAUCAUACCCUGGUGGAUCAUGCACAUCAUUUCGAGAAGAUCGGCUUGGAGGGGGCCGCCCGUAAACAUGCCUCGCAGACGACGACGCUUUUGCAGCUGAUUUGGAACAUGCAGCAGCAGAAAAUUCUGAAUCAAAAGCUUGCUGUUGACCAAGCGAGGAUUCUGGAUGAGUUUUUGGCCUCGUUGCAAGCACAGGUACAUCAGACCAAUGAUGGGGAGUGUCAUCUGUCGGGUACUAGUGUCAUUCAUCCGCAGAUACGUGAGCCAACAUCGUCAGAGAUCACGCCGAAACGGCGACUCGUGAAAUCUAUACUCCAACACGAUUCAUCACCGCUUCAAGACUUUUUCGAUAAUAACGAGCAAAUAUACCCGUUCGGUCCGGACCAACCCCUCGAAAUCUCUGCGCCGAUUGCCACGGCCUUGUUCGACUGGGCUCAAACAAACCCGUCUCCUCCGCUGGCUAUUGCAGGCUCUGCAGGACUCCCCAGUCGACUGACAUUAGUCUCAGCAUGCUACAUAUUCGUUGCCCGCAAGCACAACAUACCGGUCAUAUCGCAUUUCUGUGCAUCGUCGCCGCGGGCCAGCAAGAAGGAUGGCCUGAUAGCCCUUAUCUACAGCCUGAUACGCCAGUUGAUCGAGCUCGCCCCACCCAUGUUGAACUGUGACAGUAACUGCGAUCUGAGCGGUGAGCGGUUUCGACGGCUUGACGGGACAAUAGGCUCGUUGGCUGAUGCGUUGUCCAUUCUCGAUACGCUGCUACACUAUAAACCGCCGGUAUUGUUCUGCGUUAUUGAUUCGUUGGAUGUUUUGGUGGUUGAUUAUAACAACAACAACAACAACAACACCAAUAACAAUAAUAAUCAUAUUAGUGACCAAGAGGACCAAACGGAGCAAUACGUCAAGUCUUUGGUGAGUAUGUUGGCGUCGCAUACCCAAAUCACAACCACAAUCACAACAGCGACACAACAAAGUUCUACUUCCUCCUCUUCGGGACUCAUAAAAGUGUUGUUCACAACGACAGGUCCGUGCAAUGCUAUUCAAUGCACACUUGUCGGGCAAGGACUGGGACAGGCGAUUACGACAGACCCGAUGCAUACUCAGAGCAUUACUGACGACGAUACGAUCAUGACAGAAGGAUAG
Molecule: messenger RNA, 1791 nt
Organism: Talaromyces atroroseus
Lineage: Eukaryota; Fungi; Ascomycota; Eurotiomycetes; Eurotiales; Trichocomaceae
Exons: 4
Coding region: 1-1791 (596 amino acids)
Source: RefSeq, a predicted model, not a curated record